AUGGUGAACUCAUCCGAGACAUCCGGAAGAGCGGCACAUGCAUUGCACCCGCUGUUCAUCGUAAGCAUUCGCAGCUCCAAGGGCUUCUCAUGGAUCGAUAAGCAAGAGUUGACGCACUGCAGAAAGUGGAGACACUGUGAUUAUACUGCACCUGAUCUUCUCCCUCCUCGGGUCAGCAUCGGCCAAUGGACCGAGUACGUAGAGCGUGGGCCCUGUGGCUGGGAGCUGUCUUCUCAGGGGCAGACCGCUCUUCUACAUGCGGCAUCUGCGGUAACAGGAGACAUUCCAGGAUCGCAGCUGAGAUUCACGCAGUUGGUCUCGGAGAUACUGGGCCUGUUCAACCUCACCGGAAGGUCUCUCAUCCAGGAAUAUGGAUACGCUAUCCACCCCUGGCUUCCUCUGUUUGAUCCCAAGAUCAAAGCGACUACAUACGUCGACGUCCGAGGGAGCGAGGAUCCAUGUGACAUGGUUCUUCUUUUGGCUAUCUACCUGGCGACUAGCCGACCAUGCGGCCGCGUCGACCAUCUCAGCCGGAACACGCUCUAUAUCACAAUGAAGCAGUUGCUUGCUACUCUGCAGAUACACCCAGAGAUGGAGGUUCAUAAUUGCCUGCUCCAAAAUACGAUGCUGGUAGCUCUUUACGAAUGUGGCCACGGCUUAUCUCACGCCGCAUUCUCAACAUUGAGCUCGGUAGUGGCCGCAGAAAGCCUUCACGAUCACAUUUUGAAGCGGAGAGGAUGCAUAUCUCAAGAGGAAUCAUCUCUCCACUUACGGGCCUCGAUUCUUAUUUUAGACAGGAUGAUUGCACUCUCCACCAUCACUUUCGAAGCGCCCCUUGUUUGCCGACCUGGAAGCUCUAUUGAGAAAACGGUUCUGUCGCACCCACGCUCGGUAUAUUCGGCGGCAAUAACUCCGGAUGGCCGAAAGUUUGCCUCCAUUUGUCAGACUGUCAUCGUAGCUGGUCGAGUUCUGGACUAUAUCCACAGCCUCAAGACUCGCUGUGCACCUGCAGAAGAUUAUCUCUCUGUCGAUCGUGAUAUGAGAGCGCUUGCGACAGAAUUCAUUGCACAAGAUGAUAGUCACAAAUUCACCUUUUGUGAUUCCAUUGCCAUGGCACUGAGGCCCAGCUGCUCUCUCGCCCUUCAUCAAGCCCAGGCUGAGCAUGUCGAUGCUGCGCCAGGCUCGAGAGAAGACAUGGUGCUCCAGUCGUCCCGUCGCAUGCUUUGGGAUAUCUGCACCUUGGGCGUGGAGGCGGUCAAUGACGACAAAAUAUCGCUCUACCCGUUUGUUGGGGUGUGCUGCGUAUUCCGAGCUGUUGUGAUGCUUCUCGAUACUUCGCCUCCGAAUGAUAAGAAACCCUUUGCCUCCGUCUUUUCCCCUUUCCUGUCCCUCUCUCUCGCUCUUCACUUCCUUUCCUUUUGUGGUGUUUUCUUUUCGAAUGAAGCGAAUCAGAACAUUGAUGCUGUGCCGUUAGCCACUGAGGGGCUCAAGGCAGCUCACAUGGCUGAAAAAAUCGGAAAAAUGCCGCAAAGUGCAGAUCCUGAGUCGCCUUUUCAUCCAGGGUCGAACCUCAUCAAUGCUGGUGCGAGCGUGCUCACGUUCGUUGGACUAGGUAUCAAAACAAUCAAGUUUCUGCUGGAUGUUCUUGGCCCACUCAAAGACGGGCCACAAAGCCUGGAGUGCACAGUCCGCGCCAUCCAAAACCUCCUAUCGGUUAUCCAGAACCUACAAACACUGAGGAUCGAAGAUAGAGAAUUCAACGACCGACUAUCGUUAUGUGUUGCCGAUAUGCAGGCCUUUGCGGCAAAGUUGGAGGCACUGAGAAUCGAAGACGGAGAGAGCGGUUCGGGUAGAUACUGGAAGAAGAUCAAAGUUGUGCUCUCCAAACAGGAUAUGGAGAAAAUGCAGUCAGUUGCACCAAAUGCUUCAAGGCAUGUCCGAUGGGCUCAAUGCCAUAAGGAUGAUGAUAGACGAAGAGACAAGAUUUCACGUAACACACGACCACCAGUUACGACGACAGGAAACAUUACUACGCCAGAUACUUGUCAAGUUGGAGAACUUUGA
Molecule: messenger RNA, 2064 nt
Organism: Thyridium curvatum
Lineage: Eukaryota; Fungi; Ascomycota; Sordariomycetes; Thyridiales; Thyridiaceae
Exons: 7
Coding region: 1-2064 (687 amino acids)
Source: RefSeq, a predicted model, not a curated record